AUGUUCGCCCAUCUUCUGUACGAGGUCACAUUGGGCGGUGUGAAUCACUCGAUACCCGGGAACGGCGGACUCGAUUGUUUGAAUGUAAGUCCCGAGUUUGUUUGUUCAAUUUGGCCACUCAAGUCGGCCAAAUUCCCGACCCAAAAUAUUCGAUUUCAGUGAGUCUAAGCUUCUCUAAGCCUAUUAUUUAUCGAAUGACAUUAUUUUCGAACAUUCUUACACAAUUGUGUUAACACUUGAAUUCCCAACCAUUACGACGUUAUUUUCAGUACAUUCCAUUAUGGCAGCGGGUGUUGGAAACGAUUAUUUUUGUGCCGCUUGGGUUUUAUGGGUUAUACAGUUGUUAUCCGUAUUUGGAAUACCCUGAGGAGAAGACUUGCAAGAGGAAAAUGUCAUCUGAGGCCAAGGCCAUGUUGGCCCACAAGUUGCCCCUGAAUAAUGUGGGAGAAGUUCUGGAACGAGUGCAUCCCCCUCCUCGGGAGAUCAUCAAACAAUAUGUUUUCAACGUUUAUCUCGCUGUAUUUCUCGUCGAACUUCUUUACAAGAUCUACACAAAGUGAGGUUUCAAUUCGUAUUCUAGAUUUAAGACAUCCUGAUAUUGAACAUGACUUACCGAUUUCUGUUCUAGAACCGGUAUCUUUUUCCUCAAUCCCUGUCACAUAACUACGUCCUUGCAACUACUGCUACUCAAAAUGCCUGAGAAUCAUCCACUUACAACCCAAUUAUUUCGCUUAAACAUGUACACAAUGCCGGGGGCAUUAAUCGCGUUGGCCUUUCCCAUACUUAAUACUCGACAAGUAAGUUCAGUUAGUCCCGCCAACAGCUUUUCAGAUGAUCGGCGAGGUAUUUAUCUAUUUCCUUCAACACACUUUGAUCGUCCUUGUUCCGUUGUACUUAAUUUAUUUAGGAGGUAAGUGCAAAAGUUACGUUACAGUAUCUCCAUUUAGGCGCCUUUCUCCCAGAAAGUGGCUCAAACUAUGCCUGGCCGAUCUUCAGUAUGUCGUUGAUCUUACUGUACCAUUUCUUGGUCCUUCAGCCCAUUUCUUUCAUGACUCAUGUUAAUCUUAAUUGCAUUUUGUGUCCUGGAGUCAGUGAUCCGUUUGCCGGUCGAUUAUAUCGACUUUUCGCAGUGGGUCAUCAGUUCCUAGUCGUUCCUAUAGUAACUAAACUGUAUGCAUUCUCCUCCUUCUACUUGGUUUCUGUGGCAGAGAUUUGUGUUGGCCCGAAAGUCGAGAAUCUGGCGAAGACUGAGUAA
Molecule: messenger RNA, 1255 nt
Organism: Bursaphelenchus xylophilus (pine wood nematode)
Lineage: Eukaryota; Metazoa; Nematoda; Chromadorea; Rhabditida; Aphelenchoididae
Source: the annotation of a GenBank genome assembly